Messenger RNA from Oryzias melastigma (Indian medaka), 495 nucleotides. Its product is annotated as T-complex protein 1 subunit epsilon-like. The annotation marks the transcript as partial. NCBI's taxonomy places the organism in Eukaryota, Metazoa, Chordata, Actinopteri, Beloniformes, Adrianichthyidae. Gene Ontology annotation, molecular function: ATP-dependent protein folding chaperone; ATP binding. The record is from RefSeq and is a predicted model, not a curated record. Gene Ontology annotation, cellular component: chaperonin-containing T-complex. The transcript has 5 exons. Gene Ontology annotation, biological process: protein folding.
CAGAUGCCCAAGGAACUGAAAGAUGUCAAAAUUGCCAUCCUAACCUGCCCCUUUGAGCCACCUAAACCCAAGACUAAGCAUAAGUUGGACGUGACCUCUGUGGAGGACUACAAAGCGCUGCAGAAAUAUGAAAAAGAGAAGUUUGAGGAGAUGAUCCAGCAGGUCAAAAGCAACGGUGCAAACUUGGCCAUCUGUCAGUGGGGCUUUGACGACGAAGCGAACCACCUUCUGCUGCAGAAUGAGCUGCCUGCGGUACGCUGGGUUGGAGGACCUGAGAUUGAGUUGAUAGCCAUCGCCACAGGAGGGCGCAUUGUGCCGAGGUUCUGUGAGCUGACGCCUGAAAAGCUUGGCACAGCUGGCUUGGUGAAGGAAAUCUCCUUCGGCACGACCAAGGAUCACAUGCUGGUUAUUCAGGAGUGCAAAAACACGAGGGCCGUAACAAUUUUCAUCCGUGGGGGCAACAAAAUGAUCAUCGAGGAGGCCAAGCGCGCUCUC